UUUUCACUUUUCGUUUUCAGUUCGUGUCAGACGUCCGUGUUGUGCUGUAGUGACAGUGUAGUGUGUUUUUAUAUUCUGCCUAUUCGAGUGUAAGCCGAUCAUGUCGGAUGAAAUUGCUGAAAAUGGGACGGCGAACGGAGACGUCCCAGAAAUUGAGCUGAUAAUUAAGGCCUCGACUAUUGAUGGCAGGCGGAAAGGAGCAUGCCUGUUCUGUCAAGAAUAUUUCAUGGAUCUGUACUUAUUAGCGGAACUGAAAACUAUCAGUUUAAAGGUAACAACAGUUGACAUGCAGAAGCCUCCACCAGACUUCCGCACCAACUUCGAAGCCACACAUCCGCCAAUUCUUAUCGACAACGGACUCGCGAUCCUGGAGAACGAGAAGAUUGAGAGGCACAUCAUGAAAUCUGUUCCCGGCGGGCAUAAUCUUUUCGUACAGGACAAGGAAGUGGCGUCGCUGAUCGAAAACCUGUACUCCAAACUGAAGUUGGUGCUGGUACGUAAGGAUGAGCAGAAGUCGGCAGCAUUGCGCGCGCACCUUGGCCGCAUCGACGCGUUACUUGAGCGCAGAGGCACAAGAUUUCUGACGGGAGACACAAUGUGCUGUUUCGACUGUGAGCUGAUGCCGCGGCUGCAGCAUAUUCGCGUUGCCGGAAAAUACUUCGUUGACUUUGAAAUACCUGCGGAUUUCCGCGCGUUAUGGCGUUACAUGUUCCAUAUGUAUCAGCUCGACGCUUUCACGCAAAGUUGUCCCGCCGACCAGGACAUCAUCAACCACUAUAAAUUACAACAGUUAGCAACAAAAGGUUUACUAUCGCCAACGCUGACGCGACCGAAAAGUGACGUCACUAAGUCUCCGGCACUAAAAAUGAAGAAACAUGAAGAGCUGGAGACACCCACAUUCACAACAUCAAUUCCUAUUGACAUCAAUGAGACAAACAAUGGCGAUGAGUAAGUUAUUUCGGGGAAUCCAUGCCAAGUUUUGAUUAAUAUAGAUUGCCAAUUAAUGUACAGGGAAUCUUUAAAAUUUUGUCAAAUAGUAAUUAUUGGAUUCCAUAAAUUUGUUAUGUCACAUGUGAUAUCCCACCCCACAUGCCCUCGCUUUUAUAAUUUAUACUGACAUACAUGAACAAGAAGGUUGAAUAUCACAAUUUAUGACGUAAUUCGGGUGCAAUUUGUUAUUAUAAGAUGUGUCUGUUGACUUCAGAAGCGAGAGGUGACUGUGGCCAUGUUUUUAAUUUUAAUUGUUAAAUGUUUUACGGGCAGAGGUGAAGUUAUGGUUAAAUUUUUGUUAAGUAUUGUAUUUUCUUAGCGUUUAAAUACAAAUGUGUUUACAAUAUAAGCUGUCUGAAAAAAUUAAUUAUGAGACACAACUGAAGAAAUAUUCUAUUACAAAAUUGACCCUUAUCAUCUCUUUAUUACUUUUAUCACAAAAAAAAAAAUGAGGGAGUGAUACAUUAAUUUUGAAUUAAUUUUUACCAAUUGAAUAUCAAUGGGUAAUGACUACAAGAAUAGAAUAACCUCUGCCUUUU
Messenger RNA from Leptidea sinapis, 1529 nucleotides. RefSeq names its product chloride intracellular channel exc-4 (gene Clic). Gene Ontology annotation, cellular component: apical plasma membrane; cytoplasm. Gene Ontology annotation, biological process: chloride transport. Gene Ontology annotation, molecular function: chloride channel activity. The record is from RefSeq and is a predicted model, not a curated record. Lineage: Eukaryota; Metazoa; Arthropoda; Insecta; Lepidoptera; Pieridae. The transcript has 8 exons. Bases 101 to 952 code for a protein of 283 amino acids.